Messenger RNA from Asparagus officinalis (garden asparagus), 887 nucleotides. Its product is annotated as trafficking protein particle complex subunit 1. Gene Ontology annotation, biological process: endoplasmic reticulum to Golgi vesicle-mediated transport. Lineage: Eukaryota; Viridiplantae; Streptophyta; Magnoliopsida; Asparagales; Asparagaceae. Gene Ontology annotation, cellular component: TRAPP complex. The record is from RefSeq and is a predicted model, not a curated record. Bases 79 to 600 code for a protein of 173 amino acids. The transcript has 5 exons.
CCAGCUCGCUGUCUCUUCUAAUUGCCCCUCACUCGCAAACCCGAAGUCCCGUCGAGAUCUACCAACCUCCAACCCACCAUGCAAUUCUUCAGCGGAUCGGUGGACUCGACCCCAUCGCCGGCGGCGCCGCCGGGAACGGCGUCCGGCCUCUCCGGCAACAACGCCAACAUGCUCUACAUCUUCAACCGCAACGGCGUCUGCCUCCUCUACCACGAGUGGCACCGCCCUCUUCGAACCCUAGACGCUCAGCAGGAUCAGAAGCUCAUGUUCGGCCUCCUCUUCUCUCUUCGAUCCUUCACCGCGAAAAUGGACCCUACAAGUUUGGAUAAAGGGAAUCUUGGAGUGCCGCUGUUGCCAGGGCAAGGGUGUUCCUUUCACAGUUUUCGGACGAACACGUAUAAGCUGAGCUUCAUGGAGAGUCCCUCUGGGAUCAAAAUAAUCCUUGUUACCCAUCCGAAGAUCAGUGACCUUCGGGACUCCUUGAGGCACAUAUACAACAUUUAUGUGGAGUAUGUUGUCAAGAAUCCCCUCUAUAUUCCCGGGAGUCCAAUCAAGUAUGUCCGUGUGAGCUCUUCAAUACAAAUCUUGACCAAUACGUGAAAACCUUGAUUUAGCAUCCUGAGGAAUUGCAGUCAGAAUUUCAUCAUCUUCAUAUAAUUCUUUAGCAUGACCAAAGAAUUUUAAGGUCAGUUUAGUCGUGGCUUUGAGUACUCUUGUUAUAAGGGAAGCUUGAGAAUGUAUGUCCCUUCAAAUUGCAAGCUUCUUAUCUGUUAUGCUGAUUUAUCUCUUGUAUCUGAAAUUCAAAGAAAUUGAGAACUUUUCAUUGAGGUAAAUAUUCUGUUUUAUAUCAAAUAUUUAUUCCAUUCAAUUUGUAGCUUUUUGCACAA